This is a messenger RNA of Mercurialis annua (annual mercury), 759 nucleotides long. RefSeq lists its product as uncharacterized. The coding region runs from base 146 to 526 and encodes 126 amino acids. Gene Ontology annotation, cellular component: ribosome. Gene Ontology annotation, molecular function: structural constituent of ribosome; rRNA binding. Gene Ontology annotation, biological process: ribosomal large subunit assembly; translation. NCBI's taxonomy places the organism in Eukaryota, Viridiplantae, Streptophyta, Magnoliopsida, Malpighiales, Euphorbiaceae. The record is from RefSeq and is a predicted model, not a curated record. The transcript is spliced from 3 exons.
CUAUGUGAAAAGAAAAGAAGGCAAGUUUUAUUCAGAGCUCACAGUAGUCUGCACUCGUCGCCAUAGCAGCUCCAUAGUGAGUUUUAUUCAGAGCUGAGUUUUAAGAAGUGCAAACGAUUAGGGUUUUGAUUUAGAGUAGAGAAAGAUGAACAAGAAGGAGAUUUUUAAACUUGCAAAAGGGUUUAGAGGAAGAGCAAAGAAUUGCAUCCGAAUUGCAAGGGAGAGGGUCGAGAAAGCCUUGCAAUAUUCGUACAGAGAUCGUCGAAACAAGAAGCGCGAUAUGCGCUCCCUGUGGAUCCAACGCAUCAAUGCCGGCACCCGUCAACAUGGGGUAAACUAUGGUAAUUUCAUGCAUGGGUUGAUGAAGGAGAACAUUCAGCUGAACAGGAAAGUAUUGUCGGAGCUGUCUAUGCAUGAACCCUACAGUUUCAAGGCUCUCGUGGACAUAUCUCGUGAUGCCUUUCCUGGAAACAAAAACUUGGUUCAUGCUCCCAGGAAGGUGGACACCAUUUCCAUCAAUGUAUGAAUUCCAAUUUUUCAGGUCUUUUCUGCAACUAACAUUUUAAUUAGCCUCUCUUUCAAUUUUUUUACUUGUUGGAUUUGAAUGUUCAUUUGGUUCUUGUAAUUACCUUAUGCUCUCUUGGUCGAUGUGUAGAAUGUCAUCAAAUUAUUUGUGGAAAAUACUCUACACCAAUCUUAGAUAAAAAGUUCCCAAUUCUUUAAAUUUUGUUAAAUAAAAUCACGUGUAAAUUAAUGUUA